CGCCAUUCCUGUAAUGGCUGCUUCCUGUGAGGCGUUGACACGUGGAACCUCUUAGCUUCAGCAUUCUGAGCCCCAGAAAAGGAGUAUUUCAAGUAAGAUACAAAUUAUACAUACAUCGUUUCUUUGAAACCUUCAGCGCUCAAGAUCCAGCUAUCCCAAGGUCCCAACAUCAUGACAGUUUCAGCACAGCUGUUCUUAGUCCUCAUUUCACUGCUUUUGGUGCUGCCUGUUGUUGACGCAGUAGAAGCAGGAGAUGCAAUUGCUUUCUUUUUAGGUGUGGUUCUCUGCAUUACAGGCAUUUGUGCUUGUUUGGGGGUAUAUGCACGAAAGAGAAAUGGAGAAAUAUGACUUUGGAGGGCCUCCUGAAUUAAACCUUGCCCUGAAAAUAUUUGAGCUUGAGGUUAAAAACUGAGCUUUGGUGUUUGAAAGUUCCUAACAAACAAUGAAUAGGGUAAUUUUACAUUCUUAUUUUCCCUAUAAAUGGGAAUAAAUUGAUAUAUGUUAAAUGGAAAAAAAAGUUAUUUUCACAACAAAUAAUGCACUGAAAAAUGCAGCCUAUAAUUUGUAUUUGUUAGUUAAAAAGAGGGUCAAGUAAGUCAGAUGGAUGAAAUUUACAUAAGUAUUAUUUAAUAAUCUCAGAAUUCUCAAAGCAGUGAAAUUAGAAGGAAACUUGCCCAGGAUUCUAGGAAGUUGCCACUAUUACAUUGUAAUCACUGCCUCCUGCAUUGUUGAGGAGUCUUCUCUCUAUAUUUUUAUUAGAUUUUUGUUUUGUUAUCUCCCAAAUUAAUACUGUACCUAGAUUUUGAAUAUAGAAUAUAGCCAGUCAAAACAUAAAACUUUUAUUUCUUAGGAAGUAAAAGGUUUUGAAAAUGUAUUCAAUGUAUCUAACAUUGAAAUGCAGAAAAAAAUAAUGUAAAAAAAAUACUCUAUUGAUGUUGAAAUAGAGAAGAGAUUUAAUGUUAAAAGCUUUGUAUUAAUUGAGUAACUCCCCCAUGGUGAGAAAUACUAUAUCAAAUAUAAACCCAUUAUGUUGCAAGUUAAUGUAUGGUGUCUAUUU
Pteronotus mesoamericanus is the source of this 1057-nucleotide messenger RNA. RefSeq names its product small integral membrane protein 30 (gene SMIM30). The record is from RefSeq and is a predicted model, not a curated record. Lineage: Eukaryota; Metazoa; Chordata; Mammalia; Chiroptera; Mormoopidae. Bases 172 to 348 code for a protein of 58 amino acids. The transcript is spliced from 3 exons.